This is a messenger RNA of Cladophialophora bantiana CBS 173.52, 1401 nucleotides long. RefSeq lists its product as uncharacterized. The coding region runs from base 1 to 1401 and encodes 466 amino acids. Lineage: Eukaryota; Fungi; Ascomycota; Eurotiomycetes; Chaetothyriales; Herpotrichiellaceae. The record is from RefSeq and is a predicted model, not a curated record. The transcript has 2 exons.
AUGGCUAUUGCAAAAUCUACUAUUUUGAUCCUGAUUCUGCUCGCUGCGGUCUACACAUGUGCCCAAUUUCAUGGCUGGGACGACCUUCCCUCAUGUGCACAACAAUGCUUCAACGACGCUUUCAUGUCCAGCACCAGCGACUGCGGGAAGCAGGCAGAGGGCAGACUAUCUAUUCGCGUCUGCACCUGCUCCAGUUCCACCUAUAACAACACUUUGAGAUCGUGCCUCUCCAAAUCAAGCCCAUGCAGUGAUCAGACGAUCACAGAUCAAAUCCUAAUGACCAACGACCAGGUCUUCUGCAAUCAGUCUAUUGACGCGGCGGUCUCCUGGGGAGGGCUACACCCGCUAUGGGCUGUAUGCGGUGCGUUUGGAGCGACUGUUUCUACGAGCAUCAACCUGAAUUGCCCUGCACCGACGACUGAGGCCGGCUCAGUGAUCUCAGACCCUGGCUCCACUUCUUUCUCCAGCCUCUUUGCUGAUUCUUCUUCUACAACUACUCCCUCUACCUCUGCUUCAGACCCAGUCUCUUUUCCGUGCACUUCUGCGAUCAAUUCCUCUUCCUAUGCUCCUUCUGUUCCAUAUUCGGCUCCAGCCUAUCCUCUUCCCUCACUUGCCUCCUCUUCCGACCCCUCCUUUGCAACACCUCUUGCCUCUAUCUUCCCCUCUACCCAUUCCACACAUUCACAAGUCCCAUCGUCGCCUCACCCUUCCGCCCCAAGCGUAUAUACUUCCAGCACCGUUGAAUCUCGCUGCCUCGAGAGUCCACACUGUUAUCGGAACACGGCAAUCACAAUCUCAAUCACAAGCACAUCUUACGUAACAACUACUAUCACCUCGAGCUUGCCAACAAGCAUUCCCGGAGCUCCUACUUUGCACUUUACACUCACAUCCGCUUUCACGGGUGCAUGCCAAAGCACGUUUCAAGCCUGGGAGAGCACAAAAAGCAGCAUCGCGAUUUCGACGGGCCUAACAAGUGCGCAGCAAUCUAGUUUCAGCCCAGGAUAUCCUACCCUAGUGACUCUUACAUCAGCCGGGUCAAUCACGAGCAGCAACAGCUGGUCCUCCUACGAAAGCAGUGAUAGCAGUAGCGGGGAUGGUUACGGCACCAGUCAAAGUACCCGCGAUGGCGGUGGCAUCGGCGGCAGUAGUGAUGUGAAUACCAGUACAGGCCCACAAACACAAACGAAAUCUCAGUCUCUGCCAGUGACAACCCAUGCUAGCACUCCUGUCACUACUGGUAGCAUCACCUCAAUCACUUCUCGGACGAGUGAGAGUACAAGUACAAGUACAGACGCAGUGCCAACCCAGACCGGCGGUGUGGGAAUACUGGACUUUCGGUACGAAGCGAUCUUUGCAACAUGCCUGCUGACGACCGUAUGGGUUCUGAUACUUGGUCUGUGA